This is a messenger RNA of Nymphalis io (European peacock), 3692 nucleotides long. Its product is annotated as facilitated trehalose transporter Tret1-like. Gene Ontology annotation, molecular function: transmembrane transporter activity. Bases 173 to 1609 code for a protein of 478 amino acids. NCBI's taxonomy places the organism in Eukaryota, Metazoa, Arthropoda, Insecta, Lepidoptera, Nymphalidae. Gene Ontology annotation, biological process: transmembrane transport. The transcript has 9 exons. The record is from RefSeq and is a predicted model, not a curated record. Gene Ontology annotation, cellular component: membrane.
UCGUGGAAACAUCGCACGCGUCUGACGUGUUUUUUAUUUUAAAUACUAAUUAUAAUUUAUAGAAAUGUUAUUGUUAAAAACAAAUAAGUGAUUUAAGUUGUUUACGGUUGUUAACGAUUUUCGUACCUCGCUUGAUUUAUCGCUUUGACUGAUAAGAUUACGCGAAACCAACAUGGAGAAAGGCAGAAGAGUCCAAUAUUUUGCGGCAUUUGCUUUGUCUCUGGCAACCGCUACAAUGGGAGUUUUAUCUGCGUGGCCAACUCCUGUUUUACCAAAACUGCACAACAAUGAAACAAGUUUGAACAUAACGGAUAAUGAAAUAGCGACAAUGCUGGCUAUGUCUUCCCCAGGCUUCGUAUUGGGCAGUUUGGCUACAAGAUUUGUCUCUGAUAUGUUUGGAAGACGAGCAACGGUUCUUACUAGCGCUGCACCGUUUGCUACCGGAAUGUUAAUCGCAGCAACAGCAUACCAAGCUUGGCUACUUUGUGUGAUGAAAUUACUUUGGGGAUUUGGAACAGGAAUGGUUGCAACUGUUAUUUCAAUUUACCUCGCUGAAAUAUCAGAUAAAGAUCUGCGCGGUAAACUUUCAGUCGGCACCAGGUUUAUGUUCAACUUUGGAAGUCUUCUGAUGAUAUCCAUAGGACCGUUCGUGUCCUAUGAUAUUUUAAAUUAUUCUAUAUCAGUGUUGCCAUUGAUUUUUUUUGUGGCGUGUCUAUGUAUUCCUGAGUCACCUUACUACUAUUUAAAGGAGGGCAAAGUUGAACUAGCGAGAAGGGCUUUGUUGCGUUUAAAAAAGAAGGAGAACGUUGAUAAUGAAUUGGAACUGAUGAGACAGGACGUAUCAAAGGAGAUGAAAAACUCGAGCUCAACUGUGGAGCUUUUCACGGGCAAACAGUACAGACGACCAAUAAUUAUUGCUGCAGGUUUAAAAAUAACUCAGAUAAUGACUGGAGCUGUAACGAUCCAACAAUACUUGGGAAGGAUUAUGCAGGAAAUUGACUCAGAUAUGAAACUAUCGACGCUUCUUAUUAUUUUCGGUGCUGUUAAAUUUCUUGUUGGUAUAAUGUCAUCAUGUUUAGUGGACAGAGUCGGGCGGCGACCACUUCUCAUAUAUUCCUUUUUAGGUACAGGGAUCUCAUUAGCGAUAGCCGGCUCAUAUUUUUUCUUACAAGAGGUUGUUCUUGUUGACCAUUUGUCACUUCGUACUUUUGGGUACGUCCCUUUUAUCGCAUUAGUUUUUUCUAAUGUUAUAUCAACCGUUGGAUUCAAUUCCAUUAUAGGAAUUAUUCCAGCAGAAAUCUUCCCUUUGAACGUGAAAGCUGUCGCUAUGACGUCACUAAACGUUUUCGGAGGUUUCUUAGGUUUUACGGUAGCGAAAAGCUAUCAAGCAAUCAAGAAUAUCUCGGGUCUUUGGGGAGUGUUAUUGAUAUUUGCCUUAGUAGCAAUAUCAGGUGCUAUUUUUUCAUAUUUCAUUGUGCCUGAAACUAGAGGCAAGAGCUUACGUGAGAUACAAGAUAUUUUAAAUAUUGGUGCUGAUGAUGUUCCCGAAGUGGAAAGUACUGAAUUGAAGCAACUACGGGAGGAAAAUGAUAUUAAUCAUAAGUGUUAGUGCUCGAACAAUUGUGUGUUAGUUAGGAGAUUUAUUCUGCUUUUGAUUAUUGAUUUUGAUUAUUGAAUUUAUAUCUAUAUACUAUAAUUUAUACAUAUAUGCCUAUAUGACUGCCUCGUUGGUCUAGGAGCUUGAUGUAAGGCCGCAGACCCGGAGGUCCUGGGUUCAAUUCCUAGGUCGGGCCAAUAAAAAGUUAUUGGGUUUUUCUGUUAGAAAUAUCUCAGUAGUAGCCCGAAGUCUGGAAGUUGGAAGUGUGUACACUCCCGUGCCUCGGAAAGCAGGUAAAGCCGUUGGUUCUGCGCCUAAACUCUUUCCGGUCGUGUCAGAUUGCCGUCCCAUCGGAUUAUGAGAGUUAGGGGAUAGAGAGUGCACUUGUGUUUGCGCACACACUAGUGCUCUAUAAUAUGUCCUGCGCAGCUGGCUAAUCUCUCUUGAGAUCGGCCGCCGUGGCCGAAACCAGUCUGGAGGACAUUGUUAUUAUUAUACAUAUAUGCUUUGGAUACAUUUUGAAUGAUAAAUUACAUUAGACUUAAGAAUCAAAAUGACAACGCUGACCAAUGUUGUGAUAUUUUUAUACUUUAAUUUUAGGAUUUAAUAUAUAUGUCAUUAAAAUAAAACUAUUACAACUAUCACAUACAUAUAUAUACAAUGUUUAUAUAAUUAUUAUUCAUUUUUGUAUGAGUAGUAAUUAGUAAUAUAAUAAACACUUUUUUAAAUCUGGAAAUAAACGUUUAUAAAAUGAAAUAUUUGAGAUAUAUAGAAACGUCAUAAAUACUUUUGUGUCGUUUGCAUUUGUUUAUUGCUGGCUCGGUCUACGAGUUCAGGUGGAGUAAGGUAGUGGAAAUAGUUCCUCGUCUUAUAUCAUAAGAAAGGUAGUUAUGGAGUUUGCUGGUUGUAACUGUUUAAGGUUUCAAGUUUGUGCCAAAGGAUUGAGUAUUUUUUCGGCAUUUGUGUUCAAAACACGACGUAUUAUUAAUUUUAACUAUCGUACUAGUAGUAGUUUUUAAUAUGUUGCUCUUAAUUUUUUAAUAUUAAAUUUAUAUAAUAAGUUGCAUUUGGUCCUUAUUUAAAAUAGGGUAAGGUAAAUAAGCAUUUUCAACCACCGUAUUUACAUAUAUUAGUUUUUAUUUAGUGUUUAUUGAUUGGUUACGUAAUGAACUUCUUGGCUAUUAUAUAGUUUAGAAUAUUUAGUUUAGAAUUUGUUUUCUCAGUUUGUUAUUCGGGAAUUUACUGAAUUAAACCAUUUUUGUACGACUGUUUCCUUUUACCUUUUUUUUCUUUUAUCACCGCCACUUAUCACGUAAUUGUACUGCCAAACAGAAAUAUUUAGUAUUGUGUUAAGGACAGACACAAAGGAUAUAAGGAAUGGUUAAUAUUUCUUAUUGCACCAAUGUCUAUGGGGAUGGUGACCAUUUAUCAUCAGGUUGCCCGUUUCCCAGUCCACCUUCCUAAUUUAUAAAAAAAAAUAUGCGUCGCUUUAAACUAAUUUUUAUAUAUUUUAUAAAUAUUUGCUCUAAAACCAAACAUUUAUUAUUAAGAAAUAUAGCUUUAAUUUUGAACUUUUAGUUCAGGGGAAUCGCUGAACGUGACUGCUAUGUUAUGCUGUUAAAUAAAAUAAAAUUUAUUCUGACUGAAUAAUUAUAAAUAUAUUAAUUAUUAAUUUUAAUUACAAUAAACUUGUUGUUGUUUCACACUUUAUAUGAUUAGUAUUUACAGUAUUUUUCUAUAAGAACUCGCUUCAUUACUCACCCGUAAAAUGUCAUUGACAACCGACUUAUGGUGAUGUACUAUUUUGGUGCGUGUUUCUUGAAAUGUUAUCAUUAUUAUGGUUAAUGUCGCAUAUUACUAUGUGACAUUUCACAACCGUUUUCUCCGGUGAGUUUCAAGUUCGUUUUUGCAGAAUAGCCCUAUUGGGUGAUUGAAUUUCGCUCGGCUGUUUUUUUUGUGAAAAUUAGCUUUUUUUCAGAAAGGUCACCUAUAUAGAUAAAUUUAAAAAGCAACAUAUUAUCUAUUCACAAAAUUUAAGUCAAAUCGUUAGAACCGAGUCCGAUAGAAAUAAAAUAAUUUUUUUAUAAAUGUAUUA